AUGUUUCCACAGCCGCUGGCUGGUGGAGAAAUAAAGCGGUUCAAUCAGCUCCCAGCACAGUCGAUCAGUACUUACCAUGAGCUAGUUGAAGAAUUCUUCUCCUACUACAAGUACAACAUACGUGAUCGGAAGGGAUGCCACACAUUGUUCCUUCUAGGAAUUCGGAAGGAGGAAAGCAUCAGACAGUUUACUCGAUGCUUCAAGCAAGAGUUGGCCGAUGUGGAUGGUGCCGACGACCAAGUCGUCAUCGAAGCUUAUAAACAUGCAUACCAGUAUGAUCAAAGAGGUGUGUACGGUUCCUUGGUCAAGAGACCACCAAAGACUCUGGAAGAAUUGUAUAAUCGAGCUGAAGAAUACGCUCGAGUGGAGGAUGAUUCCAAAGAUCGAGAGACAAGAGAAGCUAAUAGAUCAUCUAAUCAUCCAAAUGAUUGGAAGAAAAACAAGUCAAAGAACCGUUCAAGCGGAAAGCAUAACAAUCAAGGUGAAUUUCAAGAGAAAAACCAAGGAGAACGAAUGGAAACUGGAUAUCAGAAAUAUCAUGAUAUGAAGCUGACAUCGUUGAACAUACGGCUUACAGAGUUGUAUGAGAAAAUAAGCAAGGAUUUGAUCCCUCCUCGGCCUUUGCCAGCGGAGACACGUGAUAAGCGUGAUAAGAGCAAAUACUGUAACUUUUAUAAAGACCAUGGUCACAAGACUGAGAAUUGUCGCUCUUUACAGAUCGAGGUCCAGCGAAUUAUAGACGCUGGAAAGCUACAAGAUGGAAAUGGAGCAGAAAUUCAGGAGCUUGGAUGCACAAACAUCGAGUUCUCUGAAGCAGACAUGAUAGGUGUAUAUGCUCCCCACAAUGAUGUUAUCGUUAUAACAGCUUGGAUUGGAAUGUUUCGUGACGAGACUGGUUGCAUGAGAUCGGUGGAGUCACAUCCUUAUAUCAUCAAUGUCUGA
Molecule: messenger RNA, 942 nt
Organism: Papaver somniferum (opium poppy)
Lineage: Eukaryota; Viridiplantae; Streptophyta; Magnoliopsida; Ranunculales; Papaveraceae
Exons: 3
Coding region: 1-942 (313 amino acids)
Source: RefSeq, a predicted model, not a curated record